Messenger RNA from Oncorhynchus keta (chum salmon), 1963 nucleotides. RefSeq lists its product as uncharacterized. The transcript is spliced from 5 exons. The record is from RefSeq and is a predicted model, not a curated record. Bases 236 to 1963 code for a protein of 575 amino acids. NCBI's taxonomy places the organism in Eukaryota, Metazoa, Chordata, Actinopteri, Salmoniformes, Salmonidae.
AGCCCGGGAUCGAACCCCAUCCAGGGUUUUAACUACACCCAGCACUGCUUAUCUUUAAUAUGUCACUGACUACUACCAAUAUGCUAUUGUGAGAAUUAUUAUUGAGAGAUCUCUUAAUAACAAAAUAUAUUCCGUGUUAAUAUCGAAGUCAUUCUAAGGGGUAGGUUUGACAAAGCAAAUGAGUGAGUCUUUGACAUGAAGACAGUGGUUAGAUUCUGCCAUUGGGACUGCUCUGAUGUUGUUUCCAUUCUCUCCUGGUUAUGACCAUAGAGCCUUGUCCCAGUCUCUAGACCUGCCUGUCUGUGUGGUGGAUGACCACCUGACCUCUGAAGCUGUCAAUGAGAUGGAGCAGAGCAAUUCUACCAGGAGCAGAGCAACCUCAGUGAUGGAAACCACAGAAGAGGGGAAGCUCAACAAUGUAGAACAUCUGACACUUAUGGACUUCCUUCAAAACCUAACUGAGAAGCAAUGGAGGGGGAUUCGUGAGGGCAUGUUUGACCCGCUGACAAAACAACAGCUUGCCGGCUUGUGUCUGAGGAUUGUCCAGUUUUUAUCGGACAAGCUGAUGCAGAUCAUCAUCCCAGGUCUUUACGAACUACUGGGCAUCCAAGAUGCUGCCUCCUCUCCAUUGUCACAGAGAUCUCUCACAGCGUCACUCACCAGUCUGUUAGACGAUAAGGUUAACACCAAGUCCCGCGUGAGAUUUACUGAGGCUGGUGUACCUAAGAGGCCAGGCAGUCGAAAGUCUUACAAUAGCUUUCGCAUGCCGACUCCCUACCCUUCCUCCAACUGUGUGGAGCAGGAAGAGGAAGAAGAGCAGGAAUCACAACAACUUAAGUUCAAGGAGAUUUACCUGACUAAGGGCAGUGGAAGCUACCUGCCCAAUGGGGCCAUGAGGACUCUAACCUCUCUGUCUGAUGUGCAGAAGAAAACAACCGACUCUGAGACGCUACAAGUCCUCUUAGGUGUCUCAGAGGACACCCUCGUCACCUGUGUGCAGGACAGCCUGCAAGGUUCUCUCUCCAAACUUGCAUGCAUGUCCAAUUCUCCAUCUGGAAGUGCAGGCUCUAUGAUGCUAACCCCUGCUGUAAUGGCAGAGUUGGCUAAAGAUGUCAAGUCGGCCUUAUCAGUGGUCGUUAAGAGUGCCUCCGCUAGCCAAACCUCUCUAGUGACACCGGUAAGGGGAGACUCACAGACCAAGGUGACUGAGAGCAUGGUGAGAGAGCAGGCUGCUAAACUUGAAAAAGUUGACCAAGAGAGCAAGAGUCUAACAGGGCAAGUCAUGACCACCAUCUCUGACACAAUGGUGGCUUUUGUUGAUGAGAACGAACAGAAUUUGCUGGAAGAUCUGAAGGACAAGAUCACAUUUUUGGCAUCGCAUGUUGGCUUCAUUGAGGAUCUUGAUGCCCUGAUAAGGAAAUACGAGAGCAGCUACAAAAUUAGUGAAUCUAGUUCCUCGUGCACGCUCACAUCUAAGAGCAUCCAAAAACUUGUUAAGACUUUCGUGUCAGAUAUGAAGUCCUUGGCUGAAUCUGAAGAGAGUCCCCAACAGAAGAGUGCCUGGUCUGCUGCUGUUCACAUUUACCACAGCAUCCAAAAUAACUUGAAAGAUUAUUUCGGCAAGCUUCAGGGAUGUACCUUAAAGAGCAUUGUCACAUCUGAUGACAACAUCACAAAUGCUGAGUUUAAGGAGACAGUUCCAUUUCCUUGCUUAAACAUGAAAUAUAGGCCCAGUAAGAGUGAGCCUCAGUUGCCAGAGUCCACUAGUGCAGUUACUUUACAAAGAGGCCUAAGUGAGAGCUCAAAACUUCUUUGGGAAAAAACUGAGUCAGAAGAAAGCAAGCUCCUUCUGACAACUUGCACCAAAGAAGUCAUCUCAGAGCUUCUGGUCUUGUACAACACUGAGAUGUCAAAGGAGGACCCCUGUACACUGUUGGAGAAAAGGAUCAGGCUUCUCUUUUGA